Molecule: messenger RNA, 5418 nt
Organism: Neoarthrinium moseri
Lineage: Eukaryota; Fungi; Ascomycota; Sordariomycetes; Amphisphaeriales; Apiosporaceae
Exons: 2
Coding region: 1-5418 (1805 amino acids)
Biological process (GO): Ras protein signal transduction; positive regulation of GTPase activity
Cellular component (GO): plasma membrane
Molecular function (GO): guanyl-nucleotide exchange factor activity
Source: RefSeq, a predicted model, not a curated record
AUGGAGGUCGAUCCUCUCGCAUCUCACCCGCCGCUGCCAACGCGGUUCAACUCGAUUCCUCGCCAGCCGCUCAAGCGGGACCUGUCGACUAGAAGCCAGAGGAUACAAAAGCCCGGCGCAUUGCGAGAUUCGAGGGCUAGAAGGUCGCCGCCACGGCCACUAGGAAGGGAACUGGACAAGAAUGCAAAAACGAAAGUACGUCUAUCGCCGGUCGCGACGGUGAAGCCGCUACUGCCCGCGGGCGAAAGAAGGCCGGCUGGAGAAGAUGGCAAGGCCGGGAAGGCAAAGAAGGAGCCCGAUGGCGAGAAAUGGGACAUUGCGCCAGAUGGUGGCUCUGCUGGCCGAGAGGGAAGACAGUUCACUGUUGCCAAUGUGGGCAACAAUGGCAAGAUAUACUUAAGGCCUACCGUUCGCCCGGCGAACCAGCGGUAUCCCCAGCCACACUUCGUGUUUCCCGUCACUCCACCAAGUACAGCUGGCUUAGACGCCCUUGCAAGCCCCAUGGAGGACAGGGACGAGAUCAGCGAGCUUCACGGCAGUCAAUGGACCCCUACUCCGCUGACCGCUCCCUCGUCACCCGAUGCGACAAGAGGCAACCCUUUUCUAAACCCCGGAAAGUUCCCUUCGAGACCUCGCCAGCGCCGCGCAAUGUCGGACUCUACGGUGCAGGACGUAAGCAUCGCCCACGAAUCCGAUGCUGGCGGCUUCAAGGUUGUCAUAUCGAAGCCGCAAGACGAUAACAAAGCCAAGACAACCGAGGAUAUCGACCCAAAUGGCCCGCCAAUGCUCCAGGUGAAUAUUCCGUCAUGGAAGCUGGGAAACCCGCGCUUUACCCUUCGAGGAACACCGUUGAUCCGGGGCUCCUCCUACGCACCGACUGAAGAGAUCCGUUCCAGCGAUCUUUCCUUCUUCCAACGGUCUCAAAGAGGAGGCCUUGACUUGAACUCGCUCCAUCCCGAGACCGCAAGUACAAGAAAACCGAGCCCAAUAGCGACGCACCAUAUCAGGUUUCCUGCGCCUCAACUCCACAGUCCAUCAUCUCCGCGGUUUCCAGGCCCGGCCCGGGCGACUUAUGUCUCGACGCAUCUGGUGAUCGAACCCGCCAUGUUCGACUCGCUUACCUCCAAACCUGCUUCCGAUGACAGGUCUUUUGUUCGUUACUCAUCAACCACGGGCGCCGUCACAGCGGCAACGCCACCCCGGCUUGUUGCGGAGAUCACUUCGCCUAGUUUCCUGGACUACGAGCUGAUCUCGGACUUCUUUCUCACUUUCCGCUCUUUCCUGGAGGCAACGGACUUACUUCGCAUGCUGGUCGCAAGGCUUCGCUGGGCAGUAGCUCGUGACGACGAGAUUGGGAUGAUUGUAAGGGUGAGGACUUUCGUUGCCGUCAGACACUGGGUCUUGAACUAUUUUGUGGACGACUUCGUGGUCGAUUACAACCUCCGAGUGACCUUCUGCAACCUGCUCAACGACUUCGUGGAUGAGCUGGCACAUGAUGCUCAGGGGCGCAAGGUGCAACUCAAGAUUUUAGCCGAGCUCAAGAAAUGCUGGCGGCGCGUCUGCUCACAGUACUGGGAUGGUGCCGAAUUCGAUGCUAAUCUAGGUCCUGAAGUCCCCCUUGCGCCUGGUGGGAUUGCUGGUCACCGCAAUCCGAGUCUGGACCCAAGCAUUUGGGAGAAGGAUAGCAAUGAAUUACCAAAGCUCGACUUUGACUUUGGUGACAGCGAGCCUCACGUUGAGACCAGUUUCUAUCACGAAGUAGACCAGGCUGGGCAUAUCGAUUCUACUAUAAACGGCGAAGAGCGACCUAGCACACCCCGGCACCGGCCGACUGAAUCUCAGGCUACUCAGAACUUCAGGCGUCACGCGAUAUCGCCAACUAGCAUCGCUAGUGUAGACGUGGUUUCAUGCUCAUUCCCGACUAAAGGCUUCCGAAUGGCAGAUUCAUCGUCCACACAUCCACUUGCAGCACACCCGGUGGAGCCCAGCUCAGUAUACACGGGCGCAGACCCUAUUGCCCCGACGCCUCGUGCUCUUGCUGGCAAGCGUGUCAGGGCCCAGCCGUCGCACAGGCGCAACAACAGCACCAGCGAUUCCCUACGAGAACAUGCAUCGACAACAGAGAAGGUUCUCUACAAGAAUGCAGAAUUCCUGCUUACGCUGCCGUAUGCUGGAAGCCUUGUACGAGGCAACUUACUUCCUCCUGGUCAGGCCUUGGUUGAACUGAUGCCGCCAACAUCAUCGACGGCCAGUAGAGAGACUACCAUCUUCCAACCCCGACCAGCAGAAAUCCAAAACAUCAAGGGAGGUUCGGCAAUGUCCGGACCAGGAAUGAAGAAACUCCUUGGCAGCGUGCGCAGAGCGCUUAGCCAUCGCGGCCAAGGACCUCCCCAGGGCAGCUUCCUGAAUAUUGCCCCGAUCGGCCCCCGUGGCGUUACCACGAAUCGGAUUCCCGGAACAGCAAUCGUUCCUCAAGCUCGCCCAUCGCGCCCGAAUGGCUAUCGGCCCGCUGUGAGGAUCGAUGUACUGGGGGCAGAGAUCGCAGAGGACUUCAAGAAAGCCGUGCGCGAAGAUGCUGCUGCUGAGUCAAGCCAGAAUGAUAUCCCCACAAAGUUGACAACAGACAAUAUCGAAUACUCGGCAGCCCACUUAGAUUCCUCCUUCGACUUGCAACCCGAAGCGGACUUUCGACCUAUGAGCUCGGCAGGUAUUACACAAGGCAGCAAGUCCAUCGUUAUUGUUGAUGGCACUCUUCCGCCGAAUGUCCCCACCAUGACAGGUGCUUUGCCAGCUAUGACGGCACUGAACGCAUCGGUCGAAGCGUUUGCUGAUAGCUUCUUGCCCGGCGGCGGUGUCGACCCUACGCCACCAAACACGCCUCCAAGUCAACAAGCUGGCACAGAUGUGCCGAGGCGAUCAUCUUACAUACUCAGCCAGCAUGUCGUCCAGCCGUCGUUGGUUGAGGAACCGCUACCUCCUUUCAUCCCAGACUUAGCAACUCUUGCGCCAGUGAGGCAGUCAGAGGUUGCAACCACGGACCCUCGGCCUUCAAUAGAUCGCCCGUCGUUAGACCUCGUGAAGCAGCCCUCGAGAAGGCCGCCCUUGUCAAGCAUGCGCUAUCAAGGCCACAGGAGACAACAAUCAAGCCGCAGCUACCGGUCCAAUCGAUCAACACUACACCGGCGAUGGGCUUCGAUCAACAGUGCUUUCCCGCAGUCGACAAUUAGGAGUUUCGAUGCCACGACCUAUUCGAGGGGCUCGCUUGCGUCGGAGAUAAUGCCUCCCCCUCUGAGAGUCCUUCGCAGACGUCCCGGAGGGGAUCUCAGAGGUACGCAGAACGUUACUGAUCUCGAUGCCUUGCCGUUGCAUAGAUCGCGGUCGGCAGGCUCGCUCACGACGUACUCUGAGUCUUUGAGAAGCUCGUACCUCCGAAGCCCAGUCCGAGACUCCGAUGGCUAUGUAGAUGUCGUUAGCAGUGAUUACUCGCAUAACCGCGGCGAGGUAUUCUCCCUGGGCGCCAUGGCCGAGAAAAAGCCACAACGUCAGCUGUCCUUGUUCAGCACGCAUUCGUCCAAGCCUGUCAUGCGGCCGUCGUUCGAAGCGGAAGCGCAGAAGCUCGCUCAGAUCCCUGACGACAUUGACGACGAUGGCGGCAUCGAAUCGGCAUUGGCUAAGCUAGAAGGAACCUUUGAGAGACGAAGGCUUACAAUGGAACCGCGGCGCGUGCAGACACCGACGAUUGAAGAAGUUCGGCCGGAGUCCACGACCGGCACCGAGGUAGAUCAUCAGACGCCAGAGAAAAAGAAGCAUCGACACCAGCACGUCGGCGACGAAGACGUUCUGCCGCUCUCGCCAACACAUACAAUCCAAGCUGAAUCGAUUGUCACGCUCGGUAUUCCUCGGAGCACGGACGUAAUGUCCUUCUUAUCUGACGGAUCCAGAGACUCUUGCAGAGAGUCCUACAACUCGAUUCCUCUGCUCGAGAGAGGAUUGACGGAUGACGGCCGCAGCAAGACCGACACCUUCCAGUGGACCAAUCAAUCAGUGCUUCGAGACGCGGAUGAUGCCUCUCCCGCCGUAGAGUUUCCCGAUUCGUUCUCUGCGCAUCCAUCCUACGAAGUUAUCAUGAAGACAAAAAGCCUCGAGAAGUUACGGCCUGGCGAGGAAACCCCCAAACAUGCAUCCAAGCCGAGCGAAGAGCAGUCAUUCCUCGAUGUCGAUAGCGACAAGGACUCUGAUCUGUCAUCCGAGUUAUCGCUCGAGGUUGUGGAAUCAGAAGACUUUGGCGCCAAGUCGGACGAGACCACAAAACGACCUGGUGAUAUCAACACUGAUAUUCCGGUGAACAUUAGUGCUGAAGCGCAUCGGACUUCGGAAGGCGACGGCCCGCCAUCUCCUCCAUUGACUCUGGCACAAGCACUCCGGAUGUCUCCACAACCAGCAACUCGGGUACCUGAACUGCACGAGUUCCAAGUGUGGUCGCAGAAGCCAUUACCCCCAACACCGGAUACCACUCCCACAGUUGCUUUGUACCAUCAGCAUCUGGCUUGUCCCGACGAUCCCACGGGAACCCAAGAGGCGCUCCGUGGCGCACCGUCAAUUGAUGAGCCAUCGCGGAAGGUCUCGGUGCAUCUGCCCUUCAUCUUGGCGUUUGACUCUGAUAUCCUUGCACAGCAGUUUACGUUGAUCGAGAAGGACGCCUUGAACGAGAUUGACUGGAAGGAGCUUAUCGACAUGCGUUGGAAGAACUCGCACACGGACUCGCGAUCCUGGGUCGACUUCCUCCGCAAUAGCGACGCCCGUGGUGUCGAGGUUGUCGUUGCCCGUUUCAACAUCAUGGUCAAAUGGGUGAUAUCAGAAAUCGUGCUCACUCAGGACGACUGCGAACGUGCUCGAUGCAUAAUCAAGUACCUCCACAUUGCUGCUCAUUGCAGAAGAUAUCGCAACUUUGCUACCAUGAGUCAGAUUGCGAUAGCCUUGACCUCCAACGAGGUCGCAAGGCUGAGUCGGACGUGGAGCAUGCUCACACCGCAGGAUGUCAUGCUCAUGGAGGACCUAGAAACCCUUGUUUCCCCGACCAAGAACUUCUACAACCUCCGAGCAGAGAUGGAGGGUUGUACUCUGGAGACCGACAUCGGUUGUAUCCCAUUCGUGGGUAUAUACACGCACGACCUGCUUUUCAACUCACAGCGGCCAUCCGAGAUUGCGAGCUCGCCUACCACGCCGCCUCUUGUCAACUUUGAGCGCUGCCGUAUCGCUGCUUCGGUAGUCAAAACGCUGCUUCGCCUCCUCGAAGCCAGCACCCAUUACCGGUUCCAGCCCAUCGAAGGCAUCACCGAGCGAUGCCUCUGGAUGAGUGCCCUGAGCGACGAGGAGAUCCGACGACACUCGGAAAGCAUUGAGCCAGUGUUGGCUUGA